GCGGGAACUGCCAGCCACGUCAUCCACCAACUUUGCCCUAAUAGAACGAGCUUGGUGUUAGGACGAUUCCGCAUUUGCACACAUUUAAAGGAGAUUUUAACCGCACUACAGACUGAGGCAAACUAAAUUUAAACUCGCAGGAGCUAACUGCACCGCGCCCCGAGGAAACGGCCGCCUGCAGAAAAGUUACACGUCUUCAUCCUCUAGAAAGCAGACUUCGAGAUUUGCAGCGAUCUGCACCGUAUUCCUGCGCAGAACACAACACAACGCGACGUUUGUGCAGAUAAUUUAUUCGUUUUAUUAUCAGAAGGCAGAAUGAACAUCUUUCGUCUGGCCGGUGACGUGUCGCAUCUCGUGGCCAUCAUUGUCCUUUUCUUGAAGAUCUGGCGGUCCAAAUCCUGCGCAGGUAUAUCAGGGAAAUCGCAGAUUCUGUUUGCAGUUGUGUUCACCACCAGAUAUUUGGAUCUGUUUACCAACUUCAUCUCCAUCUACAACACAGUUAUGAAGGUAGUGUUCCUGGUCUUGGCCUAUGCUACUGUACACUUGAUCUAUAUGCGUUUCAGGCACUCCUAUGACGCAGAGAAUGACUCCUUCCGGGUGGAGUUUCUCCUGGUGCCUGUUGCUGGUCUCUCCUUCCUGGAGAACUAUGCCUUCACCCCACUGGAGAUUCUCUGGACAUUCUCCAUCUAUCUGGAGUCAGUUGCCAUCUUGCCGCAGCUGUUUAUGAUAACUAAGACAGGGGAGGCGGAGUCCAUCACUACACACUACCUGUUCUUUCUGGGACUCUACCGCGUCCUCUACCUGGGGAACUGGAUAUGGCGGUACUACAAUGAGAAUUUCUUCGACCAGAUUGCUGUUGUCUCUGGUGUUGUGCAGACAAUCUUCUACUGUGAUUUCUUCUACCUGUACUUCACCAGAGUGCUAAGAGGAAGUGGGAAGAUGUCUCUGCCAAUGCCAGUGUAAGGAACAGUCCACGCCCAGCCAUUAUCCAGCCCCGCCCACUAUCCUGUCCCAACAUUCCCUGUUCCUUGUUCAAUUGAACUCACUAUACACAUCAGUCACAUAACUACAAAUCCUGGCCAAGACUUCUGCGACUUUUCUUUUUUUUUUAUUUUUUUUUAUUUUUUUUUUUUAAAUAAAAAUGACAAAUUCCAGUCCACUUUGGCCUCAUCCACCAUAAUAACAACAAUUAUACAGUGUGUGUGGAAAUGUGCCUUAAUGUACAGCUUUUCAGAGUUACAGGUUUUUAAAAAGGCCUCAAAUACUCCUCAGAUUGGAAGCACCUUACUUUACUGUCUUCCUUACUUUUCAAGGUGUGUGUGUGUGGGCGUGCACGCACACGUCACAUGUGUCUUCAUAAGACUUUUGCCAGUUUUUCAAUUGUCAAAAAACUGCAAAAGGUGCUUUCUAGGUAUGGCAUGGGUGCAAUGGAGGGACAAAUUCUACAUUUCAGCUUCUCAUCUCUCUGACUCUGCCCUGUCUUUGUAAGCACUGUGUGUCCCUCCUGCUCUGGGUGUGCCUACAGUAUGCUGGAUCUGAUUGGACUGUUGCCACAUUAUAUGGUUUUAUUCAGGUGUGUGUGUGUGUGUGUGUGUGUGUGUGUGUGUGUCGACAUGCUGAAUAAAGAUUUUACAUAAUUUUCCAUUAAAUCAAUUUAAGGUUAAGUUAAAAUCACAGCCCAACUACUACACAGUUCCUCCAUUCAGUGCAGUACUGUUACAUCAUAGUAGGAUUUGCAUUUUUAAGCAGUCUGUGUUUUAACUGAAAACAAGGAAAGUGGAUUAGUGUAAUCUGAUCUGCCUUCUGUGUUCAGUGUGUUUUGUAAAAUUAACGUUUUGUCAAUAAAGGAUAAAAGUGUUGUUUGCUA
Molecule: messenger RNA, 1867 nt
Organism: Electrophorus electricus (electric eel)
Lineage: Eukaryota; Metazoa; Chordata; Actinopteri; Gymnotiformes; Gymnotidae
Gene: kdelr3
Product: KDEL endoplasmic reticulum protein retention receptor 3
Biological process (GO): protein retention in ER lumen
Cellular component (GO): membrane
Molecular function (GO): ER lumen protein retrieval receptor activity
Source: RefSeq, a predicted model, not a curated record